Molecule: messenger RNA, 2285 nt
Organism: Bactrocera latifrons
Lineage: Eukaryota; Metazoa; Arthropoda; Insecta; Diptera; Tephritidae
Gene: toy
Product: paired box protein Pax-6
Exons: 8
Coding region: 446-2194 (582 amino acids)
Biological process (GO): anatomical structure development; regulation of transcription by RNA polymerase II
Molecular function (GO): DNA-binding transcription factor activity, RNA polymerase II-specific; RNA polymerase II cis-regulatory region sequence-specific DNA binding
Source: RefSeq, a predicted model, not a curated record
AAUUGCGGGAUUACAAUAACAGCAAUUGAACUCGAUUCUAAAUAUUUGCGUAUUCAAUGAAUGCUAAGAAAAUUAUAAUAUACCUAACGUGUAAAAAAUUCGUAACGGGAAUAUGCAAAAGCUAUAUGCAUUCGCAUUUGCGGAGUGUAAACUUAGCAAAUAAAAUAAAAGUAGAACACAAUUCUUUGAAAUUAUAUUUUAUACUAAUAUCUGAAAUAAUACAUCAAAAUAAAACGUGUUGGAAAAUAUAAUAUACAUCAUUAAUACGUAAAAACAUCAAAAAUUAAAGCUACGUAUAUGUACGUUUAUUCCUCCUUCACUACAAAAACUGUGUUAACAAUUUCAACAAUAAGCAAACUCAUAUCAACUGUAUGGUUCUUAACGACAUUGUCAUUGUUAUUCACAAUCAUACUCCACGAAAUAUAGACAAAAAUAAAAACUUCCGAUGAUGAUGCUAACUACAGAACACCUCAUGCAUGGCCAUGCAUCUUCGGUCAGCCAGAGUGCUCUUUUUGGCUGCUCGACGGCAGGGCAUAGUGGCAUCAAUCAGCUUGGUGGUGUCUAUGUCAACGGGCGACCACUGCCGGAUUCGACACGCCAGAAGAUCGUCGAGUUAGCGCAUUCAGGUGCGCGUCCCUGUGAUAUAUCGCGCAUACUGCAAGUGUCCAACGGAUGCGUUAGCAAAAUUCUAGGCAGAUAUUACGAGACGGGAUCCAUUAAGCCGAGAGCGAUAGGCGGAUCCAAACCACGUGUUGCUACAACCCCUGUCGUACAAAAAAUCGCCGAUUACAAACGAGAAUGUCCGAGCAUUUUCGCGUGGGAAAUAAGAGAUCGAUUAUUGUCGGAACAAGUUUGCAAUAGUGAUAAUAUACCAAGCGUAUCCUCAAUAAAUCGGGUUCUACGAAAUUUGGCUUCGCAAAAAGAGCAGCAAGCACAACAACAAAACGAAUCGGUAUACGAGAAGUUACGUAUGUUUAAUGGACAAUCAGGAGGAUGGGCUUGGUACCCCAGUAAUACAACACCGGCACACCUGGCCUUGCCACCCACGCCGACAGCAACGAAUUUAACAGGGCAAAUAGUCCGCGAUGAUUUACCAAAACGCGAUAUAUUCUCGGGUGAAGUGUCACAUCCCAAUUCUCAUGAAAGUACUUCCGACGGCAAUUCAGAACACAAUUCAUCUGGAGAUGAGGACUCCCAGAUGCGAUUGCGUCUUAAACGGAAACUGCAGCGCAAUCGCACUUCUUUUACAAACGAGCAAAUCGACCACCUGGAAAAAGAAUUCGAGAGAACACAUUAUCCAGAUGUAUUUGCACGUGAAAGGCUCGCUGAAAAAAUUGGUUUACCCGAGGCACGUAUUCAGGUAUGGUUUUCAAACCGACGGGCAAAAUGGAGACGCGAAGAAAAACUACGAACUCAACGGCGCUCAGCGGACCAUAUCAGCAAUAAUGGCGGUUCUGUUGGUGGUCGGUCGAGCACCGGCAAUACGGCUGCAAUUUCCGCCGCCGCCGUGGUCAGCCAUCAAAGUGGAUCUGGGAUAAAUGGAGUUGGCAGCGUCGGAGUGGGCGGUGGUGCAGCUGCCGACAUCAAUUCCGCUAGCAACAAUGGUAGCGCCGCAGCAGGUUCAAAUGGAGGUGGAACAAGCGCUUCAGCAGCGGUGUCAAUACCAGGAACAAGUGAUGGUGGUUCAGCCAUUUCGGCAUUGGGUGAUUCAGUAGCCGCAGCAGCAGUGACAACUGUUGUGGUUGGUGGUCAUGGCAGCUCAGUGAGUCCUCCUUUACAAUCCGUUGCGACUCGCCUUCCCCUGAACACUGGUUUCAACACGAUGUAUUCUUCGAUACCACAGCCUAUGGCUACAAUGGCAGAGAACUACAACUCUAUGACCUCGUCCUUGAGCUCAAUGACGUCAACUUGUUUGCAGCAACGCGAUGGCUAUCCAUAUAUGUUUCACGAUCCACUUACGUUGGGUUCUGUGCCCUAUGCAGCUCACACACGACCAUCUUGCAAUCCUGCUGCGGCCCAUCAACAGCCACCACCACAACAUACAUCGGUAUAUGGAGGCAGUGCAGCAAAUGCAUCUGGCGAUAACCAUACAUUUCCAGGUGUCAUUUCGGCAGGUGUGUCUGUACCCGUGCAAAUACCCUCUCAAAGUGCUAGCGAUUUAACUAGCACUAAUUACUGGCCCCGUCUCCAGUGAUCUACACUGUUACUAACUCCGUCAUCAACCGCAUCAGUAGCUAACAUUGGAACAGGUCAGUCGUCAAUUGGUUCUGUAACCGGUUCGCCUC